Vicia faba (fava bean) is the source of this 363-nucleotide messenger RNA. The record is from the annotation of a GenBank genome assembly. NCBI's taxonomy places the organism in Eukaryota, Viridiplantae, Streptophyta, Magnoliopsida, Fabales, Fabaceae.
AUGUCGCAUGCAUUCAUGAUAAGGGCUUAUGCUCUGUACGAUGGCCUGUAUUGGAGAAACGAGGGGUCAUGGUCGGAUAGUGUUUGGCGUUUUCACAGGGAGGCCGUUUCUGCCACGAUUGAAGUUGCAGUAGACUGGCUCUGGACAGAGUUAUUCAGGCUGUUGUCUGGUGUAGUUCUUCAGCAAGAUGAAUCAGACGAGUUUCAGUGGGAAGCCGCGACUGGUGCUGGAUUCUCGUCCAACUCUUGUGCUAACCAGUUCAGUAUUAGACAAGAUCAGAUUAUGUUGAAUCUCGGGGUGAGGGAGGCGUUAAGCUUUAUGUGGAGUUUACAAAUCAUGUCAAAUAUCAAGAUGUUCGGUUAA